AGGGAAGACCCACACGAGAAGACCCGAAAAAGGAAAAACAAAAAACAAAAAAUAAAAGUGUGAAAAAUACAGAAACAAAGGACUACAUCACCGGCGCGUGCAUCACACUCCCCAAUCAUCAUGUCGGAGAUUCGUACGUGGGACUGGUUUCCCAUCCUUACCUCGUUCCACUUGCACGGUUGCUCAAGUUGCCACCCAUCACCAUGCUUCCCACGCGCGCAAUAUCGCCGCGUGAAAAAACCAAGUCUCUGCUUCACUCUCAUUCGCUUUGCUAUUUCGGGUCUCGCUCACUCUCUUCCCUCUCACCAUUCCUUUCAACACCCAAAAAUUCACUUCAAUAAUCUCUCCACCCAAACCAUGGAAACUCGCCGGAGAUUCAAACUCCGGUCACCGGUAUCUCUCCGAUUCUAAAUGCGCGCGUCGUUUCACCACCGAGUCACAGAGCGACGACGACGGCGGCGAACAUGAAAAACGCGUGAUCGAACGGUUCGGGUAUCGAGAUCAGAGUCUUUGCUGCAAUGGCGGCCACCAAUACGACGCCGGCCGUGGACUCUGCUUCCGCCGAUGAAGCCGCGGCGAAAGCUGUGCACAAGCGCUACGAAGGGUUGGUGACGGUUCGGAACAAGGCCAUGAAGGGGAAAGGAGCUUGGUACUGGGCGCACCUUGAGCCUCUUCUGGUUCACAGCACCGAAACGGGGCUCCCAAAAGCGGUGAAGCUCCGCUGCUUCCUCUGCGACGCCGUUUUCUCCGCCUCCAAUCCUUCACGAACAGCUUCGGAGCAUUUGAAGCGUGGAACUUGCCCCAACUUUAACUCCGCCGUCAAACCCAUUUCCUCUGUUUCGCCGGCGAGUACAGCAGUAGUUGUGUCGCCGCCGGAGGCGGCGGCGGCGACUUCUUCGUCGAUGCACCUCAACCAUCUCAAGAGGGGUUCGCCGUCUGACUCGCCGCGUGUGGAUCCGACUCGAUUCGGGUCAGGUUUGUUGCUGCAGCAACCGCAUUUGAUGCUAUCUGGUGGGAAAGAUGAUUUGGGGGCUUUGGCUAUGUUGGAGGACAGUGUGAAGAAGCUGAAGAGUCCUAAAACUUCACCUGGUUUUGCUCUUAGCAAGAGCCAGGUUGAUAGUGCCCUUGAUCAUCUUGCUGAUUGGGUAUAUGAGUCUUGUGGCUCUGUGUCGUUUUCGAGCUUGGAGCAUCCGAAGUUCAGAGCUUUUCUAACCCAGGUUGGUUUGCCACCGGUUAUUCCUAGAGAGUUCACAGGUACUAGAUUGGAUGCUAAGUUUGAGGAAGUUAAAGCUGAAUCAGAAGCAAGGAUUAGAGAUGCCAUGUUCUUUCAACUUGGCUCUGGUGGAUGGAAGGUCAAUAAUUAUGGAGAUGAUGAUAAUUUGGUGAAUUUUACUGUGAAUCUUCCCAAUGGGACCAGUUUGUACAGAAGGGCUCUGUUUGUUACUGGUUCUGCUCCUUCCAACUAUGCUGAGGAGAUUUUAUUGGAGACAAUCACUGGCAUUUGUGGGAAUCUUGUGCAGCAAUGUGUUGGGAUAGUUGCAGACAGAUUCAAAUCCAAGGCUUUGAGAAACUUGGAGAAUCAGAACCACUGGAUGGUUAAUCUCUCUUGUCAGUACCAAGGGUUCAAUAGCUUAAUCAAGGACUUCACCAAGGAACUUCCUUUGUUCAGAACUGUGGCUGAGAAUUGUCUGAAGCUAGCAAGUUUUGUCAAUUACAACUCACAAAUUCGGAGCAGUUUUCACAAGUACCAACUGCAAGAGUACGGGCACACAUGGUUGCUUCGAGUGCCUACGCGAGAGUUUGAGGAUUUUAACUUUGGCCCCGUGUUCACAAUGAUGGAGGACACUUUGCGAUCGGGGCGCGCUUUACAAUUGGUUCUGCUAGAUGAAUCGUUCAAUAUAGCAUCCAUGGAGGAUCCAAAUGCGGGAGAAGUCGGGGACAUGGUUCGAAAUGUAGGUUUUUGGAAUGAUUUGGAAGCAGUCCAUGCUUUGGUUAAAUUGGUGAAGGACAUGGCUCACGAGAUUGAGACAGAAAGGCCCUUAGUUGGGCAAUGCCUUAUAAUUUGGAACGAGUUGAGAUCAAAAGUGAAGGAUUGGUGCUCCAAAUUCCAAAUUGCAGAAGGAGCAGUGGAUAAAUUGAUUGAAAAAAGGUUCAAGAAGAACUACCACCCUGCUUGGGCUGCAGCAUACAUUCUAGACCCUCUUUAUCUAAUAAGAGACACAAGCGGCAAGUACCUUCCGCCAUUCAAGUACUUGACUCCGGAACAGGAGAAAGAUGUCGACAGGCUCUUAACAAGGCUUGUUUCGAGAGACGAAGCACACAUUGCUCUGAUGGAACUCAUGAAGUGGAGAACAGAAGGGCUUGAUCCAGUUUAUGCUCAAGCUGUUCAGAUGAAGGAGAGGGAUCCAGUUACUGGGAAGAUGAGGAUUGCUAAUCCACAAAGUAGUAGACUUGUUUGGGAAACUUAUUUAACUGAAUUCAAGUCAUUAGGGAAAGUUGCAGUGAGGCUAAUCUUCCUUAAUGCAACUUCUUGUGGAUUCAAAUGCAAUUGGUCUCUGUGGAGAUGGGUUUGUGCCCAUGGACACUCAAGAACUGCAUUGGACAAGGUUCAGAAGUUGAUGUUCAUUGCAGCUCAUAACAAAUUGGAGAGAAGGGAUUUUUCCAGUGAUGAAGAUUUGUUUGCCUUAGCAAAUGGUGAGGAUGAUGAUGUGUUGAAUGAGGUUUUUGUUGAUACAUCCUCAGUGUAACAUUUUUGUUAGGGAUUUUGAUUUAUAGAAUUUAUUGAAUUCUUUCCACCCCUCCUUUUUUUUCAUGUCUUCUUCCAUCUUCUUUUCAUGAUUUUUUAGCUGUUCAAAUGGGAAGGAUGUUGUAGAAAUUCUAUUCCUCUAGUAGUUUGAGUUAAAUAAUAUCUGCAAAGGGGAAAUUUUUAUC
Lotus japonicus is the source of this 2931-nucleotide messenger RNA. RefSeq lists its product as uncharacterized. Bases 519 to 2747 code for a protein of 742 amino acids. Lineage: Eukaryota; Viridiplantae; Streptophyta; Magnoliopsida; Fabales; Fabaceae. The transcript has a single exon. The record is from RefSeq and is a predicted model, not a curated record.